AUGAAUUCUGGUAAACUAUUCCAACUCUUCAUCGCUUUCCUUGCUAUUCUUCUGUUGGCUGAAGCAAUUCCAAUGGUCUCGCCACGCGACGAGGAUGACCAGAUUAUUCAGAAGAGACUCUCAAAUGAUGCAUUGAUCCGUCUACUUAUGAGAAAUCGUGGUGCGCAGACCCAAUUGGGACUGAAACGUGGUCUUGUUAAGAAGUCCGACUUGGAACGUCGUAGCAUCGACGACGACUUCUCCAACUGUUUCCUCUCGCCUGUCCAGUGCAUGUUGCCCUCAUCCAGGAAGUAA
Caenorhabditis remanei is the source of this 294-nucleotide messenger RNA. RefSeq lists its product as uncharacterized. Lineage: Eukaryota; Metazoa; Nematoda; Chromadorea; Rhabditida; Rhabditidae. The transcript is spliced from 2 exons. Bases 1 to 294 code for a protein of 97 amino acids. The record is from RefSeq and is a predicted model, not a curated record.